AUGAAUCUUGCUAAGGCCCACUGCGGUGGCGAUAUCAAUGCACCUCUUGUCACAUUCGAAAUGGUCGAGAUUGAGGAGACUCUGAAGGCCGAAAAGCUUGCUAAUGAGAGCACUUCCUGGGCUGACUUGUGGUCUACUCCGGGAAAUCGUCAUCGCCUUUGGAUCUCUGUCUCGCUGGGCAUCUUUGCCCAAUGGUCUGGAAAUGGAGUGGUAUCGUAUUACUUGGCGAUCAUUCUGGAGUCUGUCGGUAUUACCUCAGUCACGGAUCAGACACUCAUCUCCGGAUGCCUUCAGAUCUGGAAUCUUAUUUGGUCCGCGGCGGCUGCCAUCUGCGUCGACAAAGUUGGGCGCAAAGCUUUGUUCAUGGCUAGUGGUAUCAUCAUGCUCGUCUCGUACAUCAUUGUAACGGGUCUAUCGGGAAGCUUCGCGACGAGCGGGAAUGGUCCCACUGGAAUUGCAGUUGUUCCAUUUUUGUUCAUCUACUUCCUUGGAUACGAUAUCGCCCUCACACCCCUGGUGAUCUCAUACCCCGUCGAGAUCUGGACGUACCAAAUGAGAGCUCGCGGACUGGCAGUCUGCCAAAUGGUCUCGCUUGGGGCCAUCUUCUUCAACACCUUCAUUAACCCCAUCGCCCUGGACGCCAUUCAGUGGAAGUACUAUUUUGUCUUCGUUGCGAUUUUGGUCGCAAUGCUGGUGACGGUGUGGUUCACUUACCCUGAGACUCGAGGACGAACACUCGAAAGCAUCGCCUGGCUGUUUGAUGGAGAUGAGGCAAACGUUGGUAUUGCCACCGCUGAGAACACACUCAAGAGCACCAACCAGCAUAUUGAGGACCAUACUACGGACGAAUCUCAGGAAAAGCAGUGA
Colletotrichum siamense is the source of this 867-nucleotide messenger RNA. RefSeq names its product Lactose permease. Gene Ontology annotation, cellular component: membrane. Lineage: Eukaryota; Fungi; Ascomycota; Sordariomycetes; Glomerellales; Glomerellaceae. Gene Ontology annotation, biological process: carbohydrate transport; transmembrane transport. Gene Ontology annotation, molecular function: carbohydrate:proton symporter activity. The coding region runs from base 1 to 867 and encodes 288 amino acids. The transcript is spliced from 3 exons. The record is from RefSeq and is a predicted model, not a curated record.